Didymodactylos carnosus is the source of this 363-nucleotide messenger RNA. NCBI's taxonomy places the organism in Eukaryota, Metazoa, Rotifera, Eurotatoria, Philodinida, Philodinidae. The record is from the annotation of a GenBank genome assembly.
AUGACCAUUGAGCUUGAUAAUGACAUAAAAAUAUCUGAUAAUAAUGAUCGUCAAUCAAAAACACCAUUUCAGUUGUAUGCCCUUUAUUCUGCUAGUACACCAGUAGAUAUGAAUAAUCAAACUGAGAGUACAAAAUAUCGGCCAAAUUUACAUAAUCGAAAAAAUGGUACAUUUGAACCAUUUAAUUUUGAUUUAUUGCUAAAUUUAUUUACAAUUGGUUAUGAAUGUCCAACAACCCAAGAGGCACAAUUUCCAUUAGUGUGUAAAACAAUAUUCAAAAUAAAAGUAAUAGUACAAGUUUCUGAUGUUCAAGAAGAAUCGUCAGCGGUAUCACUGCAGAAAUCUAGAGCGAACUCCAAAUAG